AUGGAAGCAUUAGAGAUGUCGAAAAUGUUGAAGAUUAGCUGGAGAGAAAGGAAAUCGAACAUAGAAGUGUUAACUAUGAUAGAAGAACCAAGACAAAUUAUCAAAAUGAUGAAAAUAAGAAAAGCUAAGUUUUUCAAACACAUUAUGAGACAUAACACUUUAAUUACAAAUAUUAUGGAAGGGAAGAUAAAUAGGAAAAGAGGAAGAGGACGGCCGAGAGAAACAAAUUUUGGAAAUAUGAAGAAGUUAUUAUCGCUAGAGGAUUGGUUGAAACGACAAGGCGAUAUUGCCUUUAGAUAA
This is a messenger RNA of Macrosiphum euphorbiae (potato aphid), 300 nucleotides long. The record is from the annotation of a GenBank genome assembly. Lineage: Eukaryota; Metazoa; Arthropoda; Insecta; Hemiptera; Aphididae.